AUGCUGGCCAGGCUUCGUUUAGUCUGGAUCAUUCGGGGCUAUGCAGAGUUCCGGGAAUUGGAGAAGAUUGUGCGGACGCCUGCUCUCAACUCGACGACACGAACGGCAUUUGCGUACAAGGACAGUGCCACUGCACCAGUGUUGGAGUUGGCAAUUGUCAAGACUUCAAUUUUGAAGGUUGCGAUUCUAUUUGUCUCGAAAAGGCAUCCGAUCUGGUUGGGAUUUGUUUCAACGGCCAAUGUGGAUGCUUCUCUUAGACCAUCGAUUUCUUUCAUUUCACCCAAGAACAAGUCCUUUCCUGAUCCCAGUCAUACUUUUGCUUUCAUUUUUGCAUUGCAUUGCACCAUUAAUGGUCGAAAUUAA
Phycomyces blakesleeanus NRRL 1555(-) is the source of this 363-nucleotide messenger RNA. RefSeq lists its product as hypothetical. The record is from RefSeq and is a predicted model, not a curated record. The transcript has a single exon. Bases 1 to 363 code for a protein of 120 amino acids. NCBI's taxonomy places the organism in Eukaryota, Fungi, Mucoromycota, Mucoromycetes, Mucorales, Phycomycetaceae.